AUGAUUCCAGCCGCAACAACACUCUAUGUUCCAGCAACAUCUGUGGUUAACCAACAGCAAAGAUAUUUCAUGAUUCAACCUACACCCAUCGUGCCAGCAGUACAGGUACUCAACGGAACGUAUAUUUAUCCAAGAUAUGGUUUUGUAUCAAAAGCCACUGAAACAAGUAUUAAAAAAGAAGACAGCGAACAACAACAAAACAUUCAAGAGCAAGCUUCAUCCCAAUCCCAAAAUGUUCAGCAUGUCAUUCAUCAUGUUCAACAUUGUUCAGUUCCCACCUGUCCAGGUUAUUGUGAAACCUGUUGUCCUUGGAUCAAAGAUGGCGGCUAUUAUCAACAUCAUCGUUCACGUUCGCGAUCCAAAUCUCCUCCACAACAGCAUCGAGUGUCACGUCGUGAUGAAUAUCAAAAAGAGCGAGACGAAUUGCAUGUAGACGGAAGAAAUAAACGUGACAUCGAAACUAUCGAUAAAAAGAUAGAACGUAUCAGAAAAGAAUUAGACCAGUUAGAUCAUCAACGUCAACAUGAAUCUGUUGGUACUAUUGAUCACUAUAAACCUCCUCAGGAACAGCAAUAUUUUCACUCUCGGCAAUCACAAGACGAUCAAGGGUAUUCAUCAGAAACCAGUCAGCAACAAAAAAAUCCAAGAUCUCGAUCUCGGCCACGAAGUUCCAGCACCGGAUCACGAGAACCAUGGCGUUCAAGCACUUCAAACGAGUAUCCGUGGCGUGACGCUCAUUUGACGGCUUAUCGCGAACAUACUUUAGAAAAACAACAAGAUUCUGAUCAGGUUCCAAGUCGACCAACGAGUAGUAAACAUUUUGAGGGAGCUAGAGGCAGUAGUCAUUUACGAAGCCAUAGUAAUCAAAAACAAGCAUCUAAUCAAAAUUAUGUCUAUCGUCCAAAAUCGGAAAUGGAAGUAAAAAAAUGGUAUACACAAUCAACAGGCAAAGAUCCUGAUCGAGAAGUUUAUCAAAGAUUGAGAGGUGGUACAACAACUUAUUCUUAUAAUCAAAACGGCAAAAAUGUUCAACACAGUGGCAAUAGCAAUUAUUCUCAUCAGCCAUCUUACGACCACUCGUAUGGCACCAGUGGUAAUCAUUCAUUUUAUUCUGAUGUUCCAAAACCAACAAACUCUCAUACAUUAAAAAAACUCGAUUCUACUCAAUAUCAUACAUUAUAUGGAUGUGAUAAACCAUGUUUACACAUCGUACCAAAGCAAGGCGGCUCAUUUGAUCCGCCCUAUGUAAAAAUCGUCAAUGCACCUGUCACAUAUCUACACUAA
Molecule: messenger RNA, 1284 nt
Organism: Didymodactylos carnosus
Lineage: Eukaryota; Metazoa; Rotifera; Eurotatoria; Philodinida; Philodinidae
Source: the annotation of a GenBank genome assembly